GGCAUGUACAGCGACGUCAGGAAGCUGGUGGCCGACGCCCAAGCCGCCAUCGGCCAUCAAACCGAGGUGCCAGGCAGCGACGCCAGUGCGGCCUCCAAGCUGGUGCUCUUUCACUCGCCGACGUCGGUCUGCAGUGAGAAGUGUCGCACGGUGCUCUUCGAGCUCAACCUGCCCUUCACUUCCCACGCAGUCAACAUCCUGGCUCACGACAACUAUCACCCAGCGUAUGUGGCCCUGCGUGUGGCGGCUUGGCAGCAGAGUGGCCUUCCCAUGGCCGGCGAGAGCGACUAUGAGUGGACGGGCAGCAGCAGCGUGGCGGCCAACGGCGUGGACUGCUGCGUGGUGCCCACCUUAGUGGAUAUGAGGGGCGACGGCGAACCCAAGAUCGUCAUCGACUCAUCGGCCAUCUGCGAGCACCUGAUGGCCGGCACCGGCCUCCUGCCGGCCGACCCACACAAGGCGGCGAUUAUAGAGAAGCACAUCAAGCUGGUGGACGAAGUGCCCCACCCCGCGCUGCUGUAUGAAGGCAAUUCCGUGCACGACAACCGCCCCUGGUUCGCCAAGGUCAUGAUCGGCAAGGCACACUCCGGGCAGAUCGCCGCACUCAAGAAGCGCCUCGCCGAGAAGGGCAAGACAUGGGAUGACCCACUGCUGGAAAGGGCCUACAAGGCCAAGGUCAACAAGACCAAGAAGGGGCUGGCCGCGCCGUCCAAGCCGACAUACCUCACAGCAGCUGUGGACAAGACGAUGAGUGUGCUCAAGGAGCUGGAAGCCGACCUGGCGGCACACGACGCAGAUGGCGGCAGCAGCUAUGUCUCCGGCGACAGCAUCACUGCGGCAGAUCUGUUCCAAGCCGUCAAUCUGCACCGCCUGCUGCUGCUGGGCAACAGCUGGAUGUGGCAGGACCUGCCCCAUGUGGCAGCAUUCGCCGACCGGAUGCUGUCGCGGCCGUCGAUCCAGAAGGCCGUGAUCACCUACCCCGGCAUGAUCCCCUCACGGCCGACAGCCGACCUCAUCACGAAGGAUCAAGGCUUCAUCGCUGGCUUCAUCCACGGCAGACGCGUCGAUUUCCUCAACAGCCUCGUGUUUGUCAUGCGACUUAUCGGCAUGGCUUAAGAUGGGGUCUGCCCUCCUUUGGCAUCACGUGCACGAGCUCCGAGAGGGUGCUCUGUAGGUGAUUGACAGGGCGGAGGUGCGUUGUGGAUGUAUGUAUGUGUGUGGAGUGAGGGAGAUUUACUGUGUUUUGCUGUCUCUCAGUGGCUCAUCCGAUCGACGAAGGGCAAAGGAGUGCUCUUGCUGCAUGCAGAAGCCAGCACAUAGAUGCCUGGCUGGCGUGGAGGAUUGUCUGCCUGUCUGACUGUACGACGCGGUUUUUGUAGAUGGAAGGGCAGUCAUUUGGAGUCAGUUUGGAUGUGUGAGGGCUCUGCCGCUUGCUUGAGAGUGUGUGUGGCGACACUUUCUGAUUCCGUCGACACACUUGUCUGCCGUAAACAAUCCUUCCGACCAGCAGCAGGUUUAUGACUAUGAAUAUGAAUGGCGCCGAAAAGGUGCUCUGUGAUUGACUAGGUCGUGUGUGAAGGCGGCAAGGGAUGUGGUGUGUUAGGGUGUGAAGUUGACUCCGAACAGUCAAUGUACAUCGUAUGUGUUUGCAUCUGUCUUGCUCUCUGGGUCUGAUGCGGUGGGGCUGACGCUCUCAGUCAAGUGUCCAUCCAUCAAUGGUUUC
This is a messenger RNA of Vitrella brassicaformis, 1723 nucleotides long. The record is from the annotation of a GenBank genome assembly. NCBI's taxonomy places the organism in Eukaryota, Vitrellaceae.